UUUUUUUUUCAAAAGAGGGGCACACUGGUGUCCAGGUGCACCAAAUUCGCUACCAAAUUUUUUUUAGUUAUAAUGUGUAAAAAAAAAUUGAGAUAUUUUUUUAGUGAAUUAAUUAAGAUUUUUUUAGUCAACAAUUGUGAUUUGUUAAUAUUGCCUUUUUUUUAUUGAGAAAUGUUAAUAUUGGUCAAAUGGAUAUUGCCUACUCGAACUGGACCGAAAAUGGGCUGGCCCAAGAUAGCCCAGGCUGGUUCUGCUCAGCUAUCCCGCCUCCCGCGACGCAAAGGAUACCGCCGCUGUCGGUCGAUUCGGUUGCCGACUUGCCGGCGGGCUUGCCGCAGCCGACCGCGCCCCGCCGCGCGCGCCGCCGCACUCCAGUCCUCCUCCACCGCGCCUGUUCCUCUCCUCCCCCUCUCUCCUUCCUUGGCCCAUCGCUCGUCUGUAGCUGCUACCGCUGUCGCUCGUGGACCAGACGCGCGCCACCGCCUUCCACUCCACUCCAUCCCGCCGGCUAAUCCGUUCUUUGCCGCGGUACCCGCGGUUAGCGAGACAAUGUCGCGGUGAGUUGUACCGUGCGCGCGAGGAAGUCUUGCGAGCACAUGCUCCGCGCCCCGUCACGCGCCCGCGGCCUGCUCGACGGAAUUCCCAGCCGGGGCGCGUGCCUUGUGGUGGGCGCUCGGCCGCCCGAUCUCAGAAUGCUCUUGCGAGCGUACGCGGGCAUGCUGGCGCGCGGAGGCAGGCCCGACGCGUACACGUUCCCGCCCCUGCUCAAGGCGCUGGCGGCCGAGCGGGGCGUCGUGGCACCACCGGCUGUUGGAGGCGCCAUCCACGCGCACGUGGUCAAGUUCGGGCUUGAGCUCAACGCGCACGUGGCGAGCUCGCUGGUCCUCAUGUACGCGGCCAGGGGCGAUCAUCUGACUGCGCGUGCGCUGCUGGAUGCGUGGCCCGCGGGCGGUGGAGGCACGCCCGUGCUGUGGAACGCUCUCAUCUCCGGCUGCAAGAGAGGCAGGCAGCUCGCACUGUCAUGCUGCUAUUUCGUGGAUAUGGCGAGGGCUGGCGUUGCGCGGACGCCGGUCACUUACAUCACGGUGCUGUCAGCUUGCGGGAAAGGCGAUGACAUCCUGCUCGGAAUGCAGGUGCACAAGUGCGUCGUGGCGAGCGGGGUGCUGCCUGACCUCAAGGUGGAGAAUGCUCUCGUUGAUAUGUACGCCGAGUGUGGCGAGAUGGAAGCAGCGUGGCAGUUGUUUGAGGGCAUGCAGGUGAGGGAUAUGGUUUCCUGGACGUCAGUUAUAUCUGGGUUUGUAAGACUAGGUCAGGUUGAUCGAGCCAGAGUAUUGUUUGAUCAAAUGCCUGAGAGGGACACCGUUUCAUGGACUGCAAUGAUUGAUGGUUAUGUGCGGACUGGACGGUUCAGAGAGGCACUGGAUAUUUUCCGUGAGAUGCAGUUUAGCAAGGUGAUGGCAGACGAGUUCACCAUGGUCAGCGUAGUCACGGCGUGCGCGCAGCUUGGUGCUUUGGAGACAGGGGAAUGGGCAAGGGUUUACAUGAGCAGGCGUGGGAUCAAGAUGGAUACUUUCGUUGGCAAUGCACUCAUAGACAUGUAUUCAAAGUGUGGGAGCAUUGAGCGGGCAUUGGGCGUGUUCAAAGAGAUGCACAGCAGAGAUAAGUUUACUUGGACCGCCAUCAUACUUGGUCUUGCUGUGAAUGGCCAUGGUGAACAGGCUAUCCAUAUGUUUUACAAAAUGCUUAGGGCGUUUGAAGCUCCAGAUGAAGUGACAUUUGUUGGUGUUCUAACUGCCUGCACUCAUGCUGGCUUGGUUGACAAAGGCCGAGACUUCUUUCUCAGCAUGGUAGGGACCUACGGGGUUGCUCCUACUGUGAUGCAUUAUGGAUGCAUAAUCGACCUCCUAGGCCGAGCUGGGAAACUAACAGAGGCACUGGAAACAAUUGGUAAAAUGCCUAUGAGACCCAACUGUGCAAUUUGGGGGACCCUGCUGGCAGCUUGUAGGGUUCAUGGUAACUCAGAGAUAGGUGAAUUGGCAGCAGCGAAUCUCCUCGAGUUGGAUCCAGAGAACAGCAUGGCUUACAUUCUUUUGUCCAAUCUGUAUGCAAAGUCUAAUAGAUGGGAAGAUGUCCGGCGGCUUAGGCACGUAAUAAUGGAGAAAGGAAUCAAGAAAGAACCUGGUUGCAGUCUGAUUGAAAUGAAUGGCACACUUCACGAAUUUGUAGCUGGUGAUAGAUCUCAUCCUAUGAGCAUAGAAAUCUAUUCCAAAUUGGACAAGGUACUCACCGACUUGAAGAAUGCUGGGUAUGUGCCGGAUGUAACAGAGGUAUUUGUUCAAGUUACAGAAGAAGAAAAACAGAAAGUUCUUUAUUGGCACAGCGAAAAGUUGGCAGUCGCCUUUGCACUACUCAGUUCAGAAUCUUGUUCAACCAUAAGGAUCGUGAAAAACUUGAGGAUGUGUUUGGAUUGCCAUAAUGCAAUUAAAUUGAUCUCCAAGUUAUAUAUGCGAGAGGUUGUCGUGAGGGACAGGACACGCUUCCAUCAUUUUAGACAUGGACUCUGUUCUUGUAAGGACUACUGGUAACUCUCAUUAUACAUCGAUGAUAUAAUACAAUGGAAUUUUGGUAGUAGGUCUGGGUGACCACACAAUGGCCAACUUCGGUUUCUCAUUUCAAACACUACAUACUGCACAUUUGUAGUUCUGAGAAUGAAGGUAGAAUCGAGUUAAUAUUCUCGGUACACUGGAAGCUAUUACAUCUUGGUGUAAUCAUGUCUGUUGCUGAACGCUUAUUUUGGCCACAGCUAUUACUGAUGGAAGAUAUGUGUGUACUUCAAUAGAGGAAAUUCUUGCAGUAACUGUGAUCUAUCUUCUGGACUGAAGUUGAUAUUUAGGUGCAACAGUGUUCUUUCUGAAGAUUUAUUGUUUAGUGCUUUGCCAAACCAGAUAGUUCCAUAGAGGAAGUUCUUUCAGUGACAUUGAUUUAUCUUAUGGCCUGAAGCUGAUAAUCAUUGUGCAACUGUAUUCUGUCAAUCACAUGCUAGCAAAUGUUGGUGUCUGCUGAUGCUUUACUGUUUGGUGCUUACUCAAACCAGGUUUGUUCUGUGUCCUGCCUUCGUAUGUUCGAUCCUGUUGCCUAGUUGAUAUUUGAAUUUGUAAUGAACUCAACACAUUUACCUACUUUGAAUAUGGAAUAUUUGACCAUGCUUGUUCACAAUUGCUCAGUAAAUCUUGACACGUUUUGUGAAACAGUUAUUCCAUCUAUAUGCCUUUAAUACACCAUGUUUUCUUUUGAGUUAUUCUCACCUGUUGAUGCCCACAGUUGCUAGAGAAGUACAUAAUUUAUCUGAAAUAGUUUAGAAGACAAAGGUGAUAUUUAGCAUGAUUUUGGCAACUAGGAGAAUUAACUAGCACAUUUAAAACAAUGCAUUUCCUCAUUAAUCUUGAGUUCGGCCCUUUAACUGUUUUUGAAUAUAAACAGGACAGAGCAACCUUGUUUUAGCUGAUCCUUGGAGCCCUUUUUUUUAGGGUAUGAGAAAUCCUUGAAAUUUCAUGUUUGUCACAGUACUAAACCAAAUACGAGUGUCUAUGCUGGUUCCACUUCCUUCCCCUUUUGGAUUAUUCACCUC
This is a messenger RNA of Lolium perenne, 3628 nucleotides long. Its product is annotated as pentatricopeptide repeat-containing protein At3g62890. NCBI's taxonomy places the organism in Eukaryota, Viridiplantae, Streptophyta, Magnoliopsida, Poales, Poaceae. The record is from RefSeq and is a predicted model, not a curated record. Gene Ontology annotation, biological process: RNA modification. Gene Ontology annotation, molecular function: protein binding; RNA binding; zinc ion binding.